GAGACAUAAAUAUAUAGUCUAGUUCUCUUCAUUUCAUCAUCUGUAUAUUGUGUUUGUACUAGUCAUAUUGGCAUCCUUUUGAACUUCUCAUAGUCCACAUUCAAUCUCAUUUGUCUUGUCUCUCAUUCGGCCAUCAAUACAAUCCUUUGAGCGUAAGUUUCUUUGCUCUACAGUGACUACAGUCUGAUAAGAAAAAGAACCUCUAUUCAAGUGAAAUCGGGCGGAAAGAUAUUUCCUCGUUGUUUCCAUACUGGGACUUCGAAUUCAUUUUCGUUGCAAGCUUUGUGUUAUCACCCUCUAAUUCCAGUUGUUUUGCUCCACUCCAAAUAAAAAAAAGGGUGUUAAGAUUCUUUAAAUUUGUCACGUUAAUUUUCGUUGAAGUUUUCGCGUUGUCAUGCUCUGAUUAGUUUUCGUGUUAUCAUCCUCAGUUUAGUUUUACUACUUUGCUCAACUAAAAAGAAAAAAAAAAAGAAAAAAAGAAAAAAAAGAAAAGCUAGAUGCUUCCAGCUCCUCACUUUUAUUCAUACUUAUCAUGGCAAGUAUCUUUCAUCUGCAAAGUCAAGGGAUAAAGAAGCAAACCAGCUAAAUUAUUGGGCGAAGGAGAAGCCUCUACUUCUCAAAGCAGGAAGAAAAGGGGAAACAGGGGAAAAAUAAAGAGAGAAAGAUAUCGUCUACUUGGUCCAGUUGAAGGUGGCAGAGGACCAACUCUGUCAAUAUCCAAAGAGAGGCAGAAGCCUAACACCCCUCCAAAAAGGAAAAAAUAAAAGGGCAGAUCAAGGAGAAGGGAAAAAAUCGUAGGCAAGAAUGGAGAUUCUUACCGUGGCCUUCCAGUUAAUCGCAGAAAAAUUAUUGACUUGCACAGUUGGAGGAGUUAAACGUCAAUUGGGUCAUCUGUAUCACUGUAGAAGUAAUGUUGAAAAUCUCAGAAUCCAAUUUAAGGAACUGGAAGAGGCCAGAGAUAGGGUGCAGCAUACCGUUGACGCUGCUAGAAGAAACUUGGAGGAAAUUGAACCUGAUGUCCUGAGCUGGCUGACUAAUGUUGAUGAGAUCAAUGUAGAAAUACGGAAAUUCUUUGAAGAUGAAGGCCAAGCAAAUAUGAGUUGCUGUAAUGGAUGGUUUCCUAAUUUCAAGUCUCGCUAUGAGCUUGGCAAGAGAGCAUACAAGAGGGGAUUGGACGUCAAGGAUAUCAAGGGAAAGGACAUGUUUGAUCGAGUGUCCUAUCGUUUGUUUGCAAAAGGAAUAGGAUCGGCAGCAUUGUGUAGAGGUUAUGAGGUCUUUGAAUCAAGAAUGGAAACAAUAAGGGGAGUUAAGGAAGCUCUGACUGAUCCUAAUAUAAAUAAGAUUGGGGUUUGGGGUAUGGGCGGGGUUGGAAAAACCAUGCUAGUCAAAGAAGUUGCCAGACAAGUCAUAGAAGAAGAAGGGUUAUUUGAUGAUGUGGCUAUCACAGUUGUCUCCCAAAUACCAGACUCAAAAAGGAUGCAGCUAGAUAUUGCAGGAAAAUUAGGUUUGAGAUUUGAUGAAGAGACUGAAUCCCGCAGAGCAGACCUUUUGCAAGGUCGAUUAAGAGAAGAGCAGAAGCUCCUAAUAAUUAUAGAUGAUAUUUGGGAAGGGAUUGACUUGGAGGCUCUUGGAAUUUCUUUUGGGAAUAAUCAAAAGGGAUGCAAAUUAUUGUUGACGUCCAGAUUUCAAGAUGUAUUAUGUUGUGAAAUGGAUACUCCAAAAAUUUUUCCUGUGGAAGUUUUAUGGGAGAAUGAAGCAACAUACUUGUUCCAAAAGAUAGUGGGAGAAUUAGUUGAAAAUGCUGAUUUCAGACCUACAGCGGUUGAAAUUGUCAAAGAAUGUGCUGGCUUACCGAUUGCUAUUAAAACACUUGCAAAUGCAUUGAAAAACAAGAGCUUGAAUGUCUGGAAGGAUGCAAUAAAUCAGUUAAAGAGGGCUGACCCCACAAACAUCAGAGGAUUGCAUAAAAAUGUGUACUCGACUAUAAAGUUGAGUUAUGAUUUUUUAGAAAGUGAGGAAGCAAAAUCAUUAUUCUUGCUUUCCAGUAUAUUUGGAGAAGAUAAGGAUGUUUACAAACUAUAUCUUGUACGAUAUGGUAUGGGUUUAGGCCUCUUUAACAAUGUUUAUACAUUGGAAGAUGCAGUAGUGAGGGUCGAGGCAUUGGUAGAAAAUCUAAUAGCUUCUUCUUUGUUGUUGGAAGGUCCUUAUUAUUGGGCAGUUAGAAUGCAUGACAUUACUCGUGAUGUAGCCGUCCAUAUAGCUAAAGAUAAGCAUAUGUUUACUGGGAUGACGGCUGUUGAAUUGGAAGAAUGGUCAAAGCGGCAAGAGUCAACUGCAAUUUCAUUUCCUGUCCAAAAUUUCAGUGAGCUUCCUGAAAGAUUGGAAUGUCCUAAACUUCAAUUAUUUUGUUUGUUAGAAAAUAGCAAUAUUCCUUUGCACAUUUCAGAUACCCUUUUUGAAAUGGCAAAACAGCUUAGAGUUAUAGAUUUGACGGGAAAAAAUCUUCCAAAACUUCCCUCAUCACUUUCUUUACUUCAAGACCUCCAAACAUUGUGUUUGGAUGAUUGUGUUUUGAAAGACAUAGCCAUAAUCGGAGAAUUGAAAAAUUUAAAAAUCCUUAGCCUUAUAGGAUCCAGUAUUGAACAAUUACCAAAAGAAAUAGGGCAAUUGACUCUCCUCCAAUCGUUGGAUUUGCGACAAUGUACAAAACUUGAAGGUAUACCAUCCAAUCUAUUGUCAAAUCUUAAAAGUUUACAAGAAUUAUACAUUGGGGAUAGCUUUAAUCAAUGGGAAGUUGAAGCAGAAGGCAUUGAAAGAAGUAAUGCUAGCAUUUCAGAGUUGGACCAUUUGUCUCACCUGAUAGCUUUACAUAUACAUAUUCCAAAUCUCAAUAUGCUGCCAGAAACUUGGAGUUUUACAAAGCUGCUAAGAUAUGUAACAUGCAUAGGUGAUGAUUGGAGCAGGCUUUUGUCAGUCAACGUCAAUAAAAAGUUAAAACUCAAGCUCCAUCAAAGCUUUCGAUUACAUGAUGGGAUUAAAACACUAUUAAAGAGCUGUACUUUUCUCGAGUUGGCUGAAUUGAAAGGUGUAGACCAUUUUCGGUUUGAAGAUUGUGAAGGUUUUCCACAGUUAAAGCAUCUAUAUAUGCUACAUAAUUCUGAGCUUCGACACAUCAUUAGCUCGAUGGGGCUUUCCUGUAUUGCCUUUCCCCAUUUGGAGUCAAUUUUUCUUUAUAUGACCAAUUUGGUAAAUAUGUGGCACGGCCAACUUGCAGUUGAGUCUUUCUGUAACUUAAGAACUGUAAAAGUGGAAGGCUGUGAUAAUUUGAGAUUUCUCUUCUCCCCAUCCUUGGCAAAAUGUUUUUCCCAACUCGAACAAAUGGAGAUACAUGAAUGCAAGGUAAUGAGUGCAAUAGUUGCGAAGGAAAGAGAUGGAAUAGAAAUCACCACUGACAGUACGAUGGAUAUGAUGGAGUUCUCUCGACUGCGUUCCCUAAAUCUACAAAAUCUACCAGGGCUGCUGGGUUUCUACUCCAAUGUUGAUUCUCAUCUACUUUUCAACGAAAAGAUUGCAUUUCUAAAGUUGGAGAGACUGAUAAUCGGCAAGAUAAAGAACUUGAAGAUGAUCUGGCACAACCCACUCGUUUUGGAUUCCUUUCAGAAUCUACGUAAUUUGGAGGUUUAUGGAUGUGGCAGUCUAAAUCAUAUUUUCCCAACCUUAGUAGCUGUGUGGCUUAAGCAACUUGAGAAGCUAGACAUACACGAUUGUGGAGUGGAGGAAAUUGUUGCCAACUUAAAUGGACCAGAGUCAAUGACUACGUUCAUGUUCCCACGACUAACCUCCUUAAGACUUGAAAAGCUAUCGAAUCUCAAGUGUUUCUACCCAGGGAAAUACACAUCGGAGUGGCCAUCACUGACAAAGUUGAUAAUAUACAAUUGCAACAAACUCCAGAUUUUUGGUUCAAAUGUUUUAAGCUUCCCAAAAACAUAUGGGCUGGUGCAGCAGCAGUGUAUACCAAGUCAAGAGCCCCUCUUUUUGAUUGAAAAGGAUAAAUUCCCCAACUUGGAAGAAUUGAAAUUGGAUUUUUAUGAUAGCAUGAAUGAGUUAUAUGGUCAACUUUCAGCAAAGCUCUUUUGCAAACUAAAAGUUCUUGAGUUGUGCUGCAAACAUGAUAAAUCGACUGUGUUCCCGUCGGUAUUUGUUCAAGGCUUACACAAUCUGAAGAAACUUUACAUAGAAGGUGCUUUUUUCAAAGAAAUAUGUGGAGUUACUGGAAUACUCGAACAUUUGAGUGAGUUAAGGCUUUCAAAUAUGCCCAAGUUGAUGCAUCUGUCGAAGGACACUUCUCAGCCAAGCAGGGCUUUUCAAAAUCUGCAGAUUUUAGAAGUGUCAGAAUGUGGCAAAUUAAAGAGUUUAGUGCCAUCCUCAAUAACUUUCAGAAAUUUAAAAACAAUUAAAGUAUCGAAAUGUCAUGGAUUAAUAUGUUUACUAGUUCCUUCAAUAGCACGAUGUCUGGUGCAACUCAAGGAAUUGGUUGUCUCUGAAUGCAAAAGAAUGACAGAAAUAGUUGCAAGCACAGAAGCUGAAGCUAGAGAUGAUAUUUCUUUCAGUCAAUUGAAAUCUUUGGAACUUCAUCAGUUACCCAGUCUCACAAGUUUCUAUUUGGGGAAAUGCACUAUCAAAUUCCCAUUAUUGAAAGAAGUAAUUGUGACAGAAUGCCCUGAAUUGGAGAGUUUCUCUAAUGGAGUCUCAAGCACGCCAAUGCUACAUGGGGUUAAACUCGCAGAAAAAUAUGGGAGGAAUCAGUCCGAUGAACUUGUCACCCAAACACAGAAGUUAUGCAACAACGAUUUCAACACCACCAUCCAACAAUUCUGGGAAGAUAAUUUUGAUACAUGCGUGGAAAGGUUAUUCACCGAAGACGAAGAGCAGACGACCAAUGAUAGUGAAGGAGGGGACAGCACAUGAUGCAUAUGACAACCUGGAGGGCGACUCGAAGAGGGGGGUUAAUCUCUUUUACCGGUUGUUUUUCUCUACAGCAAGAAAUAUUAGAUGUGGUUGUUGUUGAGUACUUAAAUAUUUGUGUGCUUUUUGUGUGCUUUCUGUUGAGUACUUAAACCUUUUUUGUCUUGUUUCUGAAAAAAAAAAAAAAAAAAAAAAAAGUUGUUGUUGAGUACUUAAAUAUUUGUGUGCUUUUUGUGUGCUUUCUGUUGAGUACUUAAACCUUUUUUGUCUUGUUUCUGAAAAAAAAAAAAAAAAAAAAGAAAAAACAAACAAACAACCUUUUUGGUACUAUAUACCAUUUAUGUAUUCGAAGUCAUGAAUUUGUAUGUAAUUUUAUUUUUAGAU
Quercus robur (English oak) is the source of this 5349-nucleotide messenger RNA. RefSeq names its product probable disease resistance protein At4g27220. Bases 805 to 4968 code for a protein of 1387 amino acids. Lineage: Eukaryota; Viridiplantae; Streptophyta; Magnoliopsida; Fagales; Fagaceae. The transcript has 8 exons. The record is from RefSeq and is a predicted model, not a curated record. Gene Ontology annotation, molecular function: ADP binding.